GAAGCGACCAGAUCGGAUUUGGCAACGGGCAAGGGCGGAUCGUGCCGGCUCGGAAGGCACACCGGGCGGGUUGCUGGCUUGCUGCGCGCACAAGCGAGGCGGCGACGAAGGGAAAACGAAUUAAGGAACAACCGCUACCUGACAUUAGAUCUCAGAUCGCCCCCCCUCCUACUCACUGGAUCCGAGGGAGCCGAUUCCGCCGCCCCCCUCCUCGAGCUGCCCCAAAGGAAUUUGUAAUAAUUACUCACGGAGCCGGGAGGUGCAUUAGAAAUCAGAGGAGCGGGACGAGGCGCACGAAAGGGGUUUGAAGGCGUGCUUUGGAGACCGCGAUCAUGGCGCUGGAUUUCCUCGCAGGCUGCGUAGGAGGUGCUGCCGGCGUGUUGGUAGGACAUCCAUUUGAUACUGUUAAGGUGGGUUGAUUUUCCACAGGCUUACUUAAUCAUAAACAUUUAGGCCGAAGAUAGCACUAGCCCUUAUGAGUAGAAAGCCUUUUUGUUUUUUAGAACUUAGAUGUUUUGGACCCAUUAAAUAAAAAUCCUCAUAGGCCAAAUCCUGGUAUAGAGAUUUUGAAUUACUGUAGAUUUUUCAGACAUACUGAAGCAUUGAAACAUCCCACAGUGAAGCCAAAUUAGCAACAGAUUAACAAGUUCCAAAUUGAUAGUCCCUCUUAAGUGCUCUGAUUAUUGGGUCUUUUUUUAAAAAAAACUCAGCAACCCAGCAGCAUCUAGCAAAAAUGCUUAUGGAAGAUGCAGAUUUUUAGGACUAAUACAAAAAGCGGGGGGGGGGGGUUGCACUGCACUUAUAGGUGCAUUGUUGCUGUUUGCUACAUUUUUUGUUUUCCUGCCCGCUUUGAGGAAACAUAAAUUUGUUAAUUAUAUUUUCCGGAUGACAGUUUGCAGCAUGAUGAAACAGUCUUGCUAAUUAACAUGCUUCCUCCCACCCUCCGGGAAAUAUUGUGAGCUCACAAAGGAAUACUUUUCUUCUUCUUUUUCUCUCCCCCCGGUCCGGGAAGCUGACAUUUAAUUCAACUCAAAAGUGGCCGAUUGUGGGUGGGAAAUGAGAUCCAAUUAGGCAUAUCACUUAAAAUCUGUGCCUGUACAGUAGUCAAAACAGGACUGGACUGGCCCAUGGAUUGGAAUGCAUGAGUCUAAGCUGGGCUGCAGUCAUUUGCACGCUUACUUGAGAGCAAGGCUCAUUGAACGCUGUGGGGCUUACUUCUGAGUACCCAUGCACAGGGUCAAGUAAAUCCAAUAAUUUCAGCUUGAGUGUGGGUUGGAGCAAGGGGUUAAGGAUCUUCUGGCUGAGGAAAUGUGCCGAUUAACAUUCAUAACCUUAAAACAUCCCAUACUUAAUAGGUGCAACAAUUAUGGAUGAAAUGUGAAGUCUGUUGGUUUGUAGCUGUAAAAUUCAGUCAUUUCAUGCAAUGGUACGCCAUUUGCUUGAGAAACCGUUUCCAUUAGAUUCCAUUGAAUUUCCGUUGAAUCCCAUUUUGUCCCAUAUGUACUAUGAUCCUUCAUAUAUUUUAUGGACAUGUUUGCAGAAUGAGAACCAAAACUCUGACUGUCUGGUUUUCUUAAUCCUCUUCACUUUUUUUUUAAAAAAAACUUAAUGGAAUUGGUCUUAAUGGAGAGGGUGAAGGCAUAUUCUGGUACCCUGAACUGAAACCUAUUUUUAUUUUUAUUUUUUAUUUUCGUAUAUUUCUAUCCCACCUUUCUUCCAUCAUGGAACUCCAGGUGGUGUCCAUGGGAUUCCUAGGCGGUCUCCCAUCCAGGCAUUGACCAGACUCAUAUCUGCUUAGCUUCAGAGUGGUGGCUACAGCAUGUGCCCUCAGACCACAACUUGGGACCAGGAAAUACAUUUGCUUGGAAGCAUGUUCCAUUGAGCGUACUUGCAAAGCAAAUGUAUUCAGGGAUGGGGUAUUAGUUAAUUAUGAUGGCAAUAUACAAAUCCCUCAGUUAACUUGCUACCAUGUUGUUGAAGGUACAAUGGCAUUACUAACAAUGCAAAGGGGAGGGAUUCUGUUUUAAGCUUGCAAUCCUAUACACACUUAUCAUGGGAGUAAGUGAAUUUAAGAGGACUUAUUUCCGAGUGGACACUUAGAAACAUAGAGUUGGAAGAUACCACAAGGGCCAUCCAGUCCAACCCCCUGCCGAGCAGGAAACACCAUCUUAAGAGAGGACACUGCAGGACGAUCCUGUCCAUGUUUAUUGGAUGUCAGUCCCAUUGGGGGACUUGCUCCCAAGAAAGUCUGCAGGGGAUUGCAAUAUUAGACUAACUUACUUUAAUCUGCUAGGUAAUAAUAACCCGGUCUUGUAAAAAGGCAGUUUAUGCAGAUCUAAAUCUCGUGUCGCUGCAUUAAGCCCUAUAAACUCUUUCCUUUGAGUCCUGUAACUUACCUGGAUGGCUAAACAUCUCUUAGCUUCUUUUAUUAUUAUUAUUUAUUUAUCUUUUAAAGCAAAUUUUCUAAAGGCCAACUUCAUUUUGAAACUAUUAAUACAUCUUGGGGGGGGGGAUCCAAAACAAAGCUUAACUUCCUCUCUGAAGCUUUUUUUUUUUUGCACAGAUAAAACAAUGUCUGGGUUUUGUGGGAACUUGGUGGGGGAGAUGCAAAAAAACAAACAAACCAUGAGAGAUGCUGAACUGAACCUGAACUAGGUCUUCUUCGAGUGGCAACUCCUUUCCUCCUCCUCCUCCUCCUCCCCAGUUUGUUGAUGUAAUGUGUACAAUUGCUUUGUUGCUUAACUGCCUUUACUUUCUGAGCUAGGGGCUGUCUUCAUUAACAGCAAAAGUGUUACUUUGUUGUAGAUGACAGAUAAGCCUCAUCACGGGAGAGUGUUACCUAGUACGCCUUCAAGUUCAAAAUGUGGAGAAGCCACUUUACCGGGGGACCUUGCACUGUUUUCAGUCCAUCAUAAAGCAAGAGACGACCUUUGGACUUUACAAAGGCAUUGGGUCACCUAUGAUGGGACUUACCUUCAUCAACGCCCUUGUGUUCGGCGUUCAAGGGAACGCACUCCGUGCUCUCGGAAAGGACACUCCAAUGAACCAGUUCCUUGCCGGUUCUGCAGCCGGCGCCAUCCAGUGCGUCAUCUGCUGCCCCAUGGAGCUGGCUAAGACGCGGAUGCAGCUGCAAGGGACGGGCGAAUAUAAGCUGAAGUCCAAGAACUACAAAAACUCCCUGGACUGCUUGGUCAAGAUCUACCGGAAGGAAGGGCUGAAAGGCAUCAACCGGGGAAUGGUCUCCACGUUCAUGAGGGAGACGCCCAGCUUUGGGUUCUACUUCCUGACAUACGACUGCCUCACCAGAUACUUGGGGUGCGAGGCGGAGGACAGUUACAUCAUCCCCAAACUGCUCUUGGCGGGAGGCAUGUCUGGGAUUGUCUCCUGGCUCUCCACGUACCCCGUCGAUGUGAUCAAGUCUCGCCUCCAAGCCGAUGGAGUCGGUGGGAUUGUGCGCUACCAGGGCAUUCUGGACUGCGUCAGGAAAAGCUACCACGCCGAAGGCUUGAGGGUGUUCACAAGAGGCCUCACCUCCACGCUGCUUCGAGCUUUCCCCGUGAAUGCUGCUACUUUUGCCACAGUCACUGUGUUCCUUAUGUACAUGAGGUCGGAGGAGAACCAGAUCCGAGGCGAUCUAAGUGGGUGCGAGGCUGGCCCGGCGAUCCAACAGCCUUCAAGCUUUUAGAUUCCCGAAGGGAAGCAAUUGAUCUUCUUUUUAUUUUCUUUUUAUUUUACCUUUCUUCUUUUUUAAAAAGAAUAUCUGGAUGUAGAAACUGUAAAUUUCUGUCUGUAUAAAGCAUCCUUUUAUCGUUACUUAGGAUUUCACCUCCUUUAUGAAAGCAGCAGAUCUGUUCUAGAAAUCCAGGUAAUAGGAGGACUUGCUAUAUAUAUAUAAACAUUGUCUUGAAGAAGAAGAAGAAGAAGAAUAGACCUCAUCCUCCCUUCCAGCAGUUCAUUAUUUGGCACAUGGCCUAGCUGCUGCUACAAACCUCAUAAAAGACCCCCAGCCUACCCUAUACCCAUUCAAGAUUGACAUAAGCCCCUAUGCAAGCAUUCUCCAUGCAUAAAUGGUGGAGAAGGGGCAGGGAGCAGCACUGGGGCCCUGAUCCUGUGCAGCACGUUAUGCUUGCACAGUUGAAUGUUGUUAGGUUCCCUUUGCAGACAAUGGCGCCACACAUGUUUGGAUGACAAGGCAUCUGGCGCACAUUGUAGCAGGGUAGGUUCUCUUUCCCGUACGUGUUUGUGCUUGAAUAGAGAUGUGGGCCUUAUUCAGGCAUUUGCCUGGAAGCGUGUGGGAUAAAACAGAGGCGGGGGUGUGUGCACGCGCGCAAGGGCAAGCACACAAAACUCCCACCCUGAAUGUCUCAAUGCACUGGCUCCAUUUCUGACCUUCCCAUUUUGAGAGAGAUGUGGAGAGGAAUUGCUAAGUGCAUUAGGAAACCUCGUCGAGAGGUUGCCAUAUUUCAAAAACUGAAAGUCCAGCUUUUUAAAAGAGUUUUGCCCAGAGUUGUUGAUGUUUUUGAGCUAUUUUUUAAAAGGAAAAUCUGCAAUAAAAAAACCCCGACACUGCCGACAUGGGUUGCCAUAUGUCCAGGUUUUUCUGGACAUUUUUGCUGAUUUCCACCCGGACACUGCUUCUGAUUGCAGUAUUCCGGCUUGUUGUUGUUGUCGUUUAGUCGUGUCCGACUCUUCGUGACCCCAUGUAUUCCGGCUAUGUCCGGGAAAUUCCGGACCUAUGGCAACUCUAAUGCUCACCCAAGCAGUUUUAAUCCCCUGCCCUCACAGCAGGAAAAGAGAGAUGAAUCCAGAUAUGCUGGAAAACCUGGCUUCAGGUAGCGCUAAAGCCAUUGCCUAAUCACCCCUUUGUUAGGCAGAAUCCCACCAGCAAUAUUCAGUGACUGGGAAUCAGGGAACCAGUGUCCCUGCACCAGUGGUUUUCAACCAGAGUGCCGUGGCACCCUGGGGUGCCUUGAAUGUGCCGUGUGCAAUACUGGCCUCUGACUCUUUCCUUCCAUCCCUUCUCACGUCUCUGCCUCCCAAAGGCUUGGCCAGCUGUUUGUUGCAGCAGCCCUGGCUAUAAGCUCCCCAAGCAAAUGGUGCCUCUGGGGCAGGCCGAGGGGUGCUUCCCAGCCCCCUGUGGGGCAGUGUGAGGAGGCACCUCUCUUUGGGGCGGAGGGGGGAUGCUCAGAGACUAGGGGUGGCAGCAGUGGCUGCCCAGAGGACUUCCAAGGAGAGGGGAGAGGAGAGGAAGCUGUUUCAAAAGGAAUGAGAGGCUUGCCAGCUCUGCAGCCAAGGGGGUGAUGUAACUGGGCUCCUGAGUCCCCCAGGGGAGCCCCAGAAAGAAUGUAGUUGGUCAAGGGAGCCGUGGACUCAAAAAGGUUGAAAACCUCUGGCCUACACUAUUUGAAGGCCUGCAGGUGCCUGUCCCCGACUCUUCUUGCCAUGAGAAAUUCAGUAAACAGUACAUGCCUGAGCAUUUACGGUUCUUGCUAUCAAGGCUGAUGCAUUAGUGGAAAUCUUGCUUUUUCUCUUGAUGGGUUGUGAAGUUUCUUAGCUGGGUUCCUGCUGGGUUCUCCCCCCCCCAUUUUGCUGUACUUUUGACAGGAAGCGUCUGACUCCUCUUGUGAGUCACUUAGAUAAGCAACAAAGGAUGUCAUUUGCCUUUUCCUAAUGUACUGCAAGUUGCGCUAAAAAAAAUCAUUCAGGAACGCAGGAAAGUCCUAUGCACCUCUGAUAAAGCUUACCUACCUUUCCAUCCUUAUCCAGAAACCUUAACAGUGCUCAUUGUUGUGAGGAAAGUGAGCUGCAGAGCUCAGAGUUGUCAGCACAGCAUUGCAUGAUACCUAACUAUAACGAAAGGGAGCAAAGUAGGGCUUCAUUAACCUCAGCCAGCAUGAGGGCCAUGGGACUUGACAUGAGCAACUUCUAUAAGGCUGCAGCUUCCCAAUGCAGGUGUGAAAGGAUGCAGGUGCAUAUUGGCAAUAUCAUCAUCAUUCUUUAUUCGACCGUCAGUCAGAAAAGAGUACAAGAUUGAAACAUCUAGCACAUCUAAAAUAAAACACGGGCAGCACUAAUAAAAGCUAUACAGAUAAACCCACAUCAAUGCAGUCUAUUUUAAUCUUACGGCGCUUGAGAGCUAGGAAGAGAGAUUUGGCCACCAAGACAGCUGUUUCCCCAGUGGGAUUCUUCAACAAAUUAGGCAACCUGACUUUUUCUGGAUAGAGAGCUGAGCUGAGAUAGGCAUGUUGGCAAUAUAGCACCUUUGUAGCUCCUCAUCUCUAUCUUGUUACAGUGCAGUUUGGUAGGCAAGCUUAUCAAGAGAGCCUCUGGCAACUUUUCAGCCUAUUCCGUAGGGCUACGCCUAACAACACUGUCCCGUUUGCACCACAGCUUCUGCUUGGGCCAUAGAACUUCUCCCCUCCCAAGUUUGUUCUGGGUUUCCCCCCACCCUGUGGAACGGUUGGGGUGAAGUGCUGUCGUGCAGGAACAAACAGGACAUUUGUCAUACGGUUCAACACUGGCAUGUAUGUUGUUCUAGCUCUGUUGACCUCAAAUGUUCCUUAGAAUCUGUACAAGUUAGCUGGGUGGUCAGUGAGAGUGAGAUUCACUUUUCUUUAGAGAUAAGAGGCUUAGGCUGCAAUCUUAUCUCCUCUUAGCUGGCUACGAGUCUUAUUGAACUCAAAAUACUUUUGAAGAGGUAUACCGGUACAUGGAGCCAUCACUAUUGGCCAGUCGCCAAUAUUAAGAGCCUACCAAGAGCUGUAAACCUGUCUUCUUUCACCCUGCCAAGUGAAGGAGGAGAAUUUAACCAUACUUCCUUGAGGCCAGAUAUGAAUGUUACAGGUCCUAUUGCUCUGUUAGGGGCAUAAUGUUGCCACCUGUGGAGUUUGUUUAAGACAAGCCCUGCAUAGCCCAUGGCAUGUCCCCAAGUCUUCCUCCUAGUCCUCAAAGGUGUUCUUAAUUUUGGUGUAGAAACAUCCUACUGACAGAGGUAAAAUUGAAAUGGAAGCAUAGCCCUUGACUGAUUUCCACACAUUUGAAGCUAGGAAAAGAGAGCUAGGAAUACUCCCUUGGAAUAAUUACAGGCGACUUCCUCUUUCCAAGUUGUGUUCUCUGUGAACCUUUUAUUAUUAUUAUUAAGUUUUUUUAUUUUAUUAUUCUCAACAAAAUCAUAAUAAUAAUAAAUAAGAAUAAAAAUGUGCACCCCGCCCCCCCAGACCAUUCCAUUGUAACUAUCCAACCUCCCAAAAUUUCAACACCUCUUGCAAUGGUUUGAUCCCUUUUGUGAACCUUACUUUCAGCGCUUCCCAUGUGGGCAGGACAAUGUGCAAGGGAGCAUGAAAUCCCUAAGGUCAAAAGCAAGAGGAAUUCCAAGCUCCGCAAAGCAAAUAACUCCUAGAUCUGACCCAAUUAGAAAAACUGGGGGAGCAGGAGUUAUAUUCGCGUCACUGCUUAGUACAGGGCAACACAGAGAACCUGUUGGUGAACACUUCUUAGCCAAGAGUCACUUGUGUUAGCCAUGGUUUAUUGAAAGGGGGGUCUUCCUCAAAACCUUUCAUAUCCAAAGCAUGAUUGGGAAGCUGUAUUAUGUUGAGUCGGACGAUUGCUUCAUCUUGGUCCAUCUAGCUCAGUACUGGCAUCAGCUCUGCAGGGUUUCCGACAAGGGUCUCCUUCCCAGCCCUACCUGGCGAUGUUGGGAUUGACGAACCAGAUACUACGCCACUCAGCCAUGGCUCUUCCCCAACCAUGGUUCUCUUAGCCCUGGGGUCUCCAGCUGCUUUUGGACUACAACUCCUAUCCCUAGUUAUAAGGACCAGUGGUCAGGGAUGGGUGGGAAUUGUGGUCCAAAAACAACUGGAGACCCAACUUUCAGAAACUCUGUCUUUACCAUACCCUGCAAUGUGAGACCUAUUCCUUUUCUUUUUAAAUCUUUCCUCCUCGAUAUGCUUGCUCUUCUCCUUGUUAUUUUUCUGCUGCUCCUCUCUCAAGAAUGUGCAAGCCCAAAAGAAAAUGGCGUGAAAUACUGUGAAUGACUUUAGAGCAAGGCCUAAUCCAGCUGAGGGCCUCAAUGUAUCUGCUGAAGGCCAAUGCUCUAUAAAGUGCUAAAAAGCUUAGAUUUAGAGAAGGGAAUUUUGGGCGGGGGGCGGUGGUGUGGUGGGAGCGACCUUUAAGCAAGGGAUAUAAAACAACACAAUUGAUAAUAAAGAACCUCCCACAAGCUGAUAGCCAUGGGGGGUAUUUUACCCUUUUUAUUGGGGACAGAGGUGCAAUAGGGCUGGCUGGUCUUUUAAUGAAAUACCUACCUAGAUAACAGCAUUUUUAAACCAAUGUUAUGCUGGAGAAGCCUGUAAAACUGGUUCAUCGCUUCUAUACCUUGGAGGUAUACUGAAUGUUUCGCUGCCUGUUUGGCAAGGACACUCAAAUUGAAUGUGAAACCUACCGGAGCUGUUUAUGCACAACAAUUCAAAGCAAUGACAACUAUCUCUCUCUUUUUUUGUACAGUAUUCUGUAACUGUUGUACAUAAAGGCAGAAUGAAUAAAUCUUUUUUUAAAAUAAUAAUAAUAAUACUGCAGUUUCAUCAAAAA
Molecule: messenger RNA, 8586 nt
Organism: Zootoca vivipara (common lizard)
Lineage: Eukaryota; Metazoa; Chordata; Lepidosauria; Squamata; Lacertidae
Source: RefSeq, a predicted model, not a curated record